AUGAGUUUUUUGAGUGGUGUAGUAGAGGGUUUUUAUGGCCGGCCAUGGACUAUGGAACAGAGGAGAGAACUUUUCAGGAGGGAACAGAAAUGGGGGUUGAAUGCAUAUCUAUAUGCUCCUAAAGAUGACCACAAACACAGAAUGUAUUGGAGAGACCUCUAUACUCCACAGGAGGCUGGGGAACUCCAAAAUCUCAUUGCAUCUGCAAAUGAGCAUCAUGUGGAAUUUAUUUAUGCCAUCUCUCCUGGACUGGACAUCACUUUCUCAAAUCCCAAAGAAAUGGCCACUCUCAAAAGAAAAAUAGAGCAGGUGUGGGGAUUUGGAUGUAGGUCAUUUGCUGUGCUAUUUGAUGACAUAGAGCCAGAGAUGUGCCCAGCUGAUAAAGAUGCAUUUAGUUCACUAGCCAGUGCACAAGUGCACAUGACCAAUGAACUGUAUAAGCAUCUAAGAAAGCCCAAGAUCUUCCUGUUCUGCCCAACAGACUACUGUGAAACCUUCUGCACUCCCAGUGUUGCUCAAUCUCCCUAUUUGCUCACAGUAGGGGAGAAACUAUAUCCAGAGAUUGAUGUGCUGUGGACAGGUCCAAAGGUUGUAUCUAAAGUGAUUUCGGUCGAGUCGAUUGAAGAAGUGACACAAGUCAUAAAAAGAGCACCAGUUAUCUGGGACAACAUCCAUGCCAAUGACUAUGACCCACAAAGAAUGAUGUUGGGACCAUUCAAGGACCGUCCUGUCGAACUCAUCCCCAAGCUCAGAGGCAUGCUUACUAAUCCCAACUGUGAAUUUGAGCUCAACUUUGUAGCCAUUCACACCUUGGCUACUUGGUGCCAAUCCUACAGCCAUGGUGGAAAUAAUCGAAUUGUCAAAGAUUACAUCCCACAAGAGGCGCUGCAGCUGGCACUCUCUGAGUGGCUGGUAGAGUUCAGUGUUCAAGACCCACUAGGUGGAGGACAGCCAAAGAGGGGAGCUGAUGAGGAGGUGCCCAUGCAAACAGAUGCAUGUUACGUCCCUGGUCCAAGAGAUAAGCUCCUCUUCACAGCUGAACCCUUAACCCUAGAUGACCUCAUACUGUUGUCAGACCUCUUCUACUUACCGUAUGAGCAUGGCCCAACAGCCCUUAAAAUGCUUCAGGAGCUGCACUGGCUCAAAUCCAACAGCAAUUCAGUGGGAUUUGUGCCUGGAAGUUCAGACCGCAACACGGGAAAGGACACUGAAUGGCGUGCCCGAGCAGAAGAAUUUGACAAGAUGUGUGAGGCAGUGGUCCAGAUGUUUAACCGGCUUUCAAAUGUCUCCAACCGGCAAAUCCUGUAUGACCUUUACAACUUCAUCUGUGAUAUCAAGAGUGGUGUGACUAUGGCCAGGGACUUUGUCAAAACUAUAGGUAGACAAACAACACUCUCAGAUCAGCAAAAGAUUGAUGAUCCUGAGCCCUGGGGCUUCAGAGGAGGGGUAUCAGGAGAGUUUCAGAGGAUGCUGCCCAAUCAUGGAUAUAAGGAUGUCUUUCACCACUCCUUUAGGCCCAAAGCCUAUAUUAUUCGGCCCUACACUCAAAGUGAUCAGUCAGCCGUGCAGCAGAUCUCUCAAGAAGUGAUGUGUGAGGAAACUCAUGGAUCUCCAGCCACCAAAGGAGCCAUGUCACUGGGUGACAGGUGA
Messenger RNA from Sardina pilchardus (European sardine), 1650 nucleotides. It is a transcript of the gene ogal, whose product is annotated as O-GlcNAcase like. Gene Ontology annotation, molecular function: beta-N-acetylglucosaminidase activity. Lineage: Eukaryota; Metazoa; Chordata; Actinopteri; Clupeiformes; Clupeidae. The coding region runs from base 1 to 1650 and encodes 549 amino acids. The record is from RefSeq and is a predicted model, not a curated record. Gene Ontology annotation, biological process: glycoprotein metabolic process. The transcript is spliced from 13 exons.